Molecule: messenger RNA, 858 nt
Organism: Trypanosoma brucei brucei TREU927
Lineage: Eukaryota; Euglenozoa; Kinetoplastea; Trypanosomatida; Trypanosomatidae
Exons: 1
Coding region: 1-858 (285 amino acids)
Source: RefSeq, a predicted model, not a curated record
AUGCGUUGCUGCAGCACGGCGCUUCGCACGGGUCGGAGGGGCCCUGGUGGGUGGACGGAGCCGCGACUUCAACAAGCCACCAGUACCGAUUUUAUGCGUGACUCCACCGGCACUGGUGGUGACAAUAAUAAUAAUAAUAAUAAUGAUGGCGGAAAGGGGCCGUCCUCGGCUCUCAAGCGGCAUUUUAACGUCAACGAUUUCUCUAUGAUUGAGCGGCAACAAAUGACACUCACGAAACUGAUGCGCAUCACGAUGGAUGCAACUUUUAAACCGAAAGAUCCCGACAGCAGGACAUAUGGCGGAGACGGUGCCACGCAGAGAGCGGCACUUCGGGAAGAGCUCAAAACAAUGGACAGUCGAAUUGUCCCCUUCGCUCACGAGGAAAUAUUAAACGACUACCUUAAAAACAUAGUGGAGCUCUCCGGUCCCUCGGGUCAGCGAUAUGAUAGAGAAAUGUUGCGAGGCAGACUCGUUGGCCUCCUUUUCUUCACCGAAACGGAUCGAUCACUGGCAUUCAUGAGGUUGUUGCGGGAGUUCCAUCAGCGGCACAGACGUGACUUUGUAGUUGUCGCCAUAUCUCUCGGUGGAAAGGAGAUGAUGGAUAUCACUCGACAACAUGGUUUCUACCACUGCAGCCAUCGUGACGGGGCCACAUGGGUUCAGCGUGAUACAGGUUUAAUGGUGCGCCCAUGGACACCACUUCCAAGGCUUAUUGUCGUCAAUGGUACAAGUGGUGAGGAAAUCACUUCUAGCGGUGUUACAGCUGUAAAGGCGCAUCCAAACACAUGUUUUGAAAAGUGGAAAAAUGGGGAGGAGGGAUGUGAUUGGUGGGAUUACAUCAAAACGUUCUAUAUGUGA